This is a messenger RNA of Lachancea dasiensis, 1707 nucleotides long. The record is from the annotation of a GenBank genome assembly. Lineage: Eukaryota; Fungi; Ascomycota; Saccharomycetes; Saccharomycetales; Saccharomycetaceae.
AUGAAGUACAAGUCUGUCGUGAGCCUGUACAUGGCCGUCUCUGCAGUCGCAGCGGCACAAUCCACCACCACGGACGACGUCACGGAAACCGCGGUGGCUUCGAAAUUUUAUAAGACGCCCAGCAGUUCGCAGGCCGCAAGCUCGACUCUGGCAUCUGGCUCGUCGGAAGUUACAUCCGUGCCAUUAGGCAGCAGUUCGAAACCCGGCACGGUCGGUACUUCCAGCAUCUCCAGCAGCAGUGAUGCUUACGGUUCAAGCUCCAUUACAUCAGCUUCAGUGGGCUCGACACCGGCCACACUAUCCGAGAGCACGGGCACGGAACGCUCUUCGAGUCUGCUAAGCUCAGAGACCUCCUCUCUCGCCUCGAGUGCAUCGGCUUCUGGUUCAAGUGCAUCAAACUCCGCCUCCUCCAGUACCUUGGAUAGUGCAGCAUCGAGUUCUACGCUACCGUCGAGCUCUACGCUACUGUCGAGUUCUACGCUACUGUCGAGCUCUACGCUACUGUCGAGUUCGAGCUCUCUAUCUUCCUCCGAGGCACCAUCUGCCCUCCCAUCCUACUCUAGAAGAUCGAUAGGAUCGUCUGUGCUUUAUGCCAACUCGACUCAGACUGCUACCCAACUAUCUACAUAUGGUUCCUUGUCUGGAAUACCAUCUUGGGUAACCUCAUUUUCUACCACUGCCUCGUACGGUAGUGCCACCGAAGAUGCCUCUCCCACAAGUUUGCCAAGUCUUUUAAGCGUUACGAUUCCACGUGCCCCCAGGACGACCAAUUCUCCUGAGGCCUCCUCUACUUCGGAUCGUACAACACUAACGCCUGCCAGCUUUACCGCGAUUGGUUCAUCGGUUAGCCCCGAAAGCGCUACUAGCUCCACGGGAACGCUUGUCACAGUUUCCAGUUCCCCUAUCUCCUCCAGUUCCUAUGCUUCGUCCGAUCCUUCCAGUGAGUCGAGCUCUGCUCCAUCCACGAGCCCUUCCAGCUCAGUAUCGAGCCCAAGCGAUGUGAGCAGCUCUAGCGUCGCUAGCUCCACUACUAGCUCAAGCUCUACCACAUCCACCACUAGCUCAAGCUCUACCACAUCCACCACUAGCUCGAGCUCUACAACAUCCACAACAUCCACAACAUCCCCAACGACCACUUCUGCCUCAACUUCUUCAACUUCCACAACCUCAUCUGCCUCAACUACUCUGGAUGCUGCUACUGCUUCCGCCAUAUUGAGUGAGCACAAUCUCAAAAGAAACCUACACGAGGACACACCGGACUUAGAGUGGGAUGACAGUUUAUCUGCGUUCGCAUACUCUUUUGCUAACUCUCUAAAAGGCACCACUUAUGAUCCAUGUAGCGGUAAUUUGAAGCAUUCCAGCAACAGAGGAAAUCAAGGUGAGAAUGUUGCUUUCGGCACCACUCUUGAUCCAAAAGUUCUUGUUGACUACUGGUACGAUGAAAUCAAAUACUACGACUACAAUGAUCUUACUGGAAUUGAACACGACGGGCAAGACGUUGGUCACUUCACGCAACUUGUUUGGGCCUCAAGUACGAAAGUUGGCUGUGCUGCGAUUCAAUGUGACACGACAGCACAAUACGGACGAAACUCUCUUUACCUGCUCUGUGAAUACAGUCCAACAGGCAAUGUUUAUAACGGAAAUGCUGGGCAGGACGUUUAUUCUUACUUCAAAACAAAUGUGUUACCACUAAAGUCUUCUUCCUGA